GAUACAUCUGUAGAUCUUCGCGGAUGUUCGUCGCCGAGUUUGCGCCAACCAAGAUGAAAAGUGAAGGUGGGGAUUGCAACUAGUCUCUUGUAUCCGGAGAGAUAAGGAUUGUCGGUGAUGUGCGUGCCCACUGGCCUCGGAGAGGACAACGCAAGGUUCAUCCUUCUUUUUGGGGUCCUGGCAGUGUACAUGCUAGCCGGCGCUGCAAUCUUUCAACAACUAGAGGCUGAUCUUGAAGUGCGACAGACUGCAGAAUUUUGGCGCGUUUAUCAUACUUUCCAAACAUACCAUUUGCAAGGUGGUCCAAUUGCUCUUCAAAGACUAAAUGAGUUAUUAUAUGCAUAUGGAAAUGCUUCAUCUUCUGGCGUCAUUAAUAAGAGCCGACGAUGGGAUUUUCUUGGCAGCUUUCACUUUGUGGGUACUAUAGUUUCCACAAUUGGAUAUGGGAACACUACACCGCAAACACGAGCGGGUAAAAUAGUUGCCGUUCUAUAUGGUUUUCUCGGUUGUUCCGGUAGUACAAUAGUUUAAUCAUUAAGAAUAAAUGUUAUUAUGCACAUUAUAAUUUUUCUCGUUACUUUUUACAAUGCAGGUGGGAUUUUAUUUUUCAAUUUGUUUCUCGAAAGGAUUAUCACUUUACUUGCUUGGAUUUUACGGACCAUACACAUCCAUCGUAUGAAAAGGCAUAUUCGGAAAAAUUCAUUGACAUCUCGACAUUCGUUCGGAUCAUCCAAAAAUGAGAAAUCUUUACCAGACAUACUCGAUGACGAUUAUUUAGAUCUAAAUGAAUGGAAACCAAGUGUAUAUUGGGUUAUGCUAUUUCUA
Molecule: messenger RNA, 825 nt
Organism: Heterotrigona itama
Lineage: Eukaryota; Metazoa; Arthropoda; Insecta; Hymenoptera; Apidae
Source: the annotation of a GenBank genome assembly